Messenger RNA from Mercurialis annua (annual mercury), 2480 nucleotides. Its product is annotated as calmodulin-binding receptor-like cytoplasmic kinase 3. Gene Ontology annotation, biological process: protein phosphorylation. Gene Ontology annotation, molecular function: ATP binding; protein kinase activity. The record is from RefSeq and is a predicted model, not a curated record. Lineage: Eukaryota; Viridiplantae; Streptophyta; Magnoliopsida; Malpighiales; Euphorbiaceae. The transcript has 8 exons. The coding region runs from base 675 to 2234 and encodes 519 amino acids.
GUACUACUAAUAAUAAAAUAUUCAUUCGGCUGGUCAGUCUUCACUUGUUUCUUCAUUUUCUUUUGAUUUCCUUUUGCUUUCAUCUAAAUUUCCAUAUCAUUUCCUUUAGUUAUUCUUCAGGACAAUUUUGAUUCUACUUCUCAUCUACCAAUUGGGGUUUGAAUUCUGUACUGCUUUUGGUGGAUAGAGUAUUAACAACUUCAACUUAGAUCAAAAUUGUAAAAAUUGGUAUCAAAGUAUUAAUCUUUUGCUAAUUUUGUGAACUUGGUUUCCAAGUCUGUAUAUUGAAUUAUGUGGUGAUUGUGAGGAAUUCAUUUUCUUGAAUAAUCUAUCCCUCGACUUUUGUGUUUCAACUAUUUUCCUCUCUGGGGUUUGCUUUUGUCAAUUUGGUGAAGUGGAUUUUUAAAAAUUCACUUAACUUUUAUGGGGAUUUUCCCAAAUUAAGUUUAUCUGAAUUCAACUUUUUGAGCCUUGUGAAUUCUAUAUUGUUGGUGGCCGAAUUCCAAGCCAUGGUUUUCUUGGCUAAUAGGUAGUUUGCGCUAUUGGUUGGAGUGCUAAUGUUUAUGAGGUUGCGGUUCUGUGCCUUCAUAACUUAUGUAGCUCGUUUCAUUUCGUAAAGCUUAGCUGCUGCUGUGGAAUAUAGGGAUGUUUUUCUUAUGCUUAGAUUCUGAAAGAUGCGAAUGGAGCAGAUUAUUUCAUUGAGAAUGGCUAUUUCUGCAUUUUCUUUGUUGCUAUUAGUUCAAUUACCAAGUGUACUUGCCUCUAGGUUUGCCUUACAUUCAAAGGUUUGCGGAACUGAUCACAUAGCCUAUUCAAAUUUUCAUGGUCAUGAAGUGUUUUAUAUAAAUAGGAGUCAAGUGGACAAAAGUUCAUUUUGUAAGGCCCUCUACUACCACUAUGCAAAUAAUUGCAUCUUCGAGAGCUAUCAUGGUAUUAGCCACUGUGCGUCGGAGCUUUCAGUAGCUGGCUGGUCCCUCAAGCUAGGACGAAAACUUUUGCUAAAGGAUAUUGGUCAGGAUACUCCUCCUAAAGACAAGAUGAAUGAUAGCAAGAGUUUUUCAACCACCAAACAAGUUGGUAUAGUAGCCAGUGGAAUUGUUGCCAUCAGUUGCCUUCUUAUAUGUCCUUGUUUUUAUGGGAAGAGGAAAGCAACUUCUCACACUGUUCUUGCAAAAGAUCCAGUUUCAAUGGAUUCAGUUAAAUCGUUGGAUAAUAAUUCUGCUUCCGAAAAGGUUCCACCUAGUCCACUUCGGGUGCCGCCAAGUCCAAAAUAUUCAAUAUCCCCAAAACUCAGUAGACUAGGGUCAAUCCAUCUGAAUUUGAGUCAGGUUGCAAGAGCUACACAAAAUUUUUCAAGAUCACUUCAGAUAGGCGAGGGAGGCUUUGGAACUGUCUACAGGGCCCAACUAGAAGAUGGGCAAGUGGUUGCCAUAAAACGAGCAAAGAAGGAAUUCUAUGCGAGCUUGCAAACUGAAUUCAGCAGUGAAGUUGAACUUCUCGCAAAAAUUGAUCAUCGGAAUUUGGUGAAGUUGCUUGGUUUUGUUGAUAAAGGAGAUGAGCGUCUUAUUAUUACAGAGUAUGUGCCGAAUGGUACUCUUAGAGAACAUUUGGAUGGUCAGCGUGAUAAAAUUUUGGACUUCAAUCAAAGGCUUGAAAUAGCCAUUGAUGUUGCUCAUGGUCUUACUUAUCUUCAUACAUAUGCAGAGAAGCAAAUUAUCCAUAGAGAUAUCAAAUCAUCAAAUAUUCUUUUGACGGAGAGCAUGAGGGCGAAGGUUGCUGAUUUCGGAUUUGCAAGACUUGGUCCAAUGGACUCUGAUAAAACUCAUAUUUCAACUAAAGUAAAAGGGACAGUGGGUUAUCUUGACCCUGAAUAUAUGAAAACCUAUCAACUUACCACCAAGAGUGAUGUAUACUCAUUUGGGGUUUUGCUUCUAGAAACUCUGACUGGCCGCCGUCCUGUAGAGCUGAAGAGACCUUCAGAUGAGCGUGUGACUCUCAAAUGGGCUUUUAGGAAGUUUAGUGAAGGAUGUGUAGUGGACAUGGUGGAUCCGUUAAUGGAAGAAAGAGUACAUGGGAAGGUACUCAUGAAAAUGUUUGCUUUGGCAAUCCAGUGUGCGGCGCCUGUUCGAUUAGAUCGGCCAGACAUGAAAACAGUAGGAGAGUUAUUAUGGUCAAUAAGGGCAGACUACGUCAAGAGUCUAACUGCUAAAAGAACUUCAACAUCGACGUCAUAAUCUUUUCUGCUCGAUGCUUAUCUUCUCAGCCUGUGUAAUCAAACUCCGUUCUAAUAUACGAGACAAAAAUUGCUUUUCGAGUUUCAUCUUUAUCUUUUAAGUACAUACUUAGAGUUGUGGAUAUAUGUUGUUCUUCUAUUGUCAUUCUUUCAUAUAGACUUGCUAAGGAAGAUUUGUUUAGACAGAUUGACACGUUUUCAUUAUAAAGCAAUGUAGAUAAUGCUAAUUACUGUAAGUUUAAACCAA